Molecule: messenger RNA, 684 nt
Organism: Cooperia oncophora
Lineage: Eukaryota; Metazoa; Nematoda; Chromadorea; Rhabditida; Trichostrongylidae
Source: the annotation of a GenBank genome assembly
AUGGACACCAGGGACAGCACUCACUCCCGACCUUACCCAAAGGAUACCGAAGAGACUGUUUUGCUUCAAAGCACAAACCGAACAAGCAGGAAGGAGAUUUGUGUGCUUCUUUCAACGGGAUGCGCGCGACUUUGGAGUACCAUUAUGCAGAGAUGGGAAGGCGUAGAUUCUGUUCGACACUGGAGCGGACGUUCAUUCAUCAGUGAGGCCUUGGCUCAACGCAUUUGUCUCACAUACACGACAUCCCAAAAAUUGCGAAUGCGUACAUUUGGCACUGAAGAGCCAAGCACUACGCUCCGUAAGCUUACGACGGUAGACAUUUGGAACAUGGAAGGACGCAAGUAUCCGAUGCAACUCUCCACAACACCCAUAUUAAGAGGUACGGUAAAGGCUGUUCACCUGACACCAGCAGACCAGACCGGAUUGGUAAUGGUGAAUAGUUUCACAAAGCUUGAGGAAGACCUGGAACGCUCGGACAAAUACUGGGCUAUGAAGUCGUGGGGAAGUUGCGAAUUCAUGGGCACGAAGGACGCAGAGAAGAAGGCAUCGACGAACUCCAAGCAAGAAAUUCUUCAAAAACCGAGUGACUCAAAGCAGAUUUUCAAGGCAGAGUUAAGGAAGAAUCUGCGAGAACUUCUCGCUAAUGACCUCUCGCUGUCUGAAGAGCUGCUCGAAGACGUAUGA